AACAACAAGAAUGGAGUGAUACCUGAGUGGUACUCGAAUGAGAAUUUGAACUUAAUUAGCAUGUAACUUAAUUAGCAUGUCAGCAUGGAAUAGAAUCAGAAAAUUAUGGAAAUAGUAUGGAAUACAAAAAAAUCAAAAAUUCAUGAACAUAAUAGCAUGGAACAAAACCAUAAAUGUGCAGAAACCGUAACAUUAUCCAUCGGAAUAUGACUACGUAGUAAUGCGCAUUUUGUCCACGUAGAGGCGCUGAUGGAUGAAAACAGAUGGAAAUCAAGAAUCAUCAAUGGAUGUCCCUUUCAAAACUUCUCUAUAAUAAAUAACAGCUGAACAGCAAUUCGAGACUGUUCGAGACUAUUGAAAACUAUUCGAAUGUACAUUACAGAUUACAGUUUCAAGAAGGAAGAUACAACUUGUAUUCGUAUUGAUUAAAUACAUGUUAAAUGAUGGCAAAUAAUAACAAGAGUUCCUUUAUUACUGUACCUGGCUUCUGUCCGGAUUGUGGUUCAAUUUUACCUUUGCUUGGAGAGAAAGGAGGAGUUACAUGUUACACAUGCAAAAGAGAAUGGGAUGCUGAAGUUUUUGGUGAUAUGAAAAUGACACAUACGAUCCAUUUUAAUACUAAAGAUACUUAUGUAUCUGUCAAAGAAGAGGAGGAUGAUAGUGAAGAUGACGCAGAUGGACCAACAGUGGAGCGAGAAUGUCCUCAAUGUUAUAAUGAUAAAAUGUCCUAUGCAACAUUGCAAUUGAGGUCUGCUGACGAAGGACAAACUGUAUUUUUCACAUGUACCAAGUGCAAAUUCAAGAUAACAGAGAAUUCUUAAUAUGGAUUUCAUAGACUAUAUUUUAUUUUAUAAGAAAUAUUGUAAAACAUAUAUGUGAUUCUUGUUCUUUAAG
This is a messenger RNA of Acromyrmex echinatior (Panamanian leafcutter ant), 894 nucleotides long. RefSeq names its product RNA polymerase I subunit RpI12 (gene RpI12). The record is from RefSeq and is a predicted model, not a curated record. Gene Ontology annotation, molecular function: nucleic acid binding; zinc ion binding. NCBI's taxonomy places the organism in Eukaryota, Metazoa, Arthropoda, Insecta, Hymenoptera, Formicidae. Gene Ontology annotation, cellular component: RNA polymerase I complex. Gene Ontology annotation, biological process: DNA-templated transcription; termination of RNA polymerase I transcription.